Messenger RNA from Rhizopus microsporus ATCC 52813, 2043 nucleotides. RefSeq lists its product as uncharacterized. The transcript has a single exon. Lineage: Eukaryota; Fungi; Mucoromycota; Mucoromycetes; Mucorales; Rhizopodaceae. The record is from RefSeq and is a predicted model, not a curated record. The coding region runs from base 1 to 1890 and encodes 629 amino acids.
AUGUCGGAAUCGAAUAAGGAGCAAUCGACUUCUUCACUCACGGGGGAAUACAACUUCCGUUUCUAUGUUCGUCUUCAUCUUUGUUGGAUACUUGCCAUUAUUGCCAUCUUUCUAGGGCAAGCAUGGUGGCUGAUCCCUCUUCCUGGUGAUUCACUCCUUCCUCCGUAUCGAACUUAUCCUGCUAGUGUUCUAAAGGCCUUUUUUGAAGGACUUGCAGCUAUCUUAGCGGCACGAUCUUUAGUUGUAGCUUUAAUCAAGGUAUUUACCAACGGAAUCUAUCCUGAUUCAGUCAUCAGGUUCCAAUCGGCUGGUGGGGUAGAGGCUAUCUACAGCGGCAUUCGAUAUCGAUCUGGUUUCCGAUAUAUCAUUAUUGCUUCGCUCAUUCCUGUAGCUUGUCUAUUGGGUAAUCUUUUGCAAGCCGAAUUUCAAUCGUCUACUACCAUCUUUUACCAUCUUGAAGAAAGUAGUCUCAGUAUGAAUGCUGCUCAGUGUCAGCAUACUACUGAAAGCCAAUAUAAUUUGGCAUCCACCGCUUAUUCAAAAGGCAUGAUCUCUAAUUCACUUUCUGACGCAUCUUCCAUCAUCAGCGGAUUUAAUCAGUCAACGACGACUUCCCCUUCUAACUUUGGCGUGUCCCUGAUUUCUGCAAACUUUACUCCUGUUUCAAACAUUUCGGUGCAAGCUCCCCACCAAAGCAUUUUUACGAAAAGACAUCAUGAGCCCUGUCAUGACGAAGAUGAUGGGACAGCUAGUGGUAAUACAGCGGAUAGUUCAUCAAACAGCACUGCUUCCACAAAUGGGCAGUCUAAUAAUAGUUCUGGUUCAAUUACUCCGCCUGCCGGGCAAACACCUACCGUCUCUGCUAACGUGCCGUCAUCAUCUGCAAUCAACGGUACUCCUGCAUCUGCGUCCAUUACGACAAAUGAUGGAAAUGGCAGCAGCAACAACAGUAAUUUGGCUUCUAACAGUCAAAAUCAAAGGGAUUCCAAUGCAACGACAGCUUCCAUGACUGCAUCGCAGCAGCAACAACAGCAGAGCAACACGACUUUAAUAUACAUCGAUGGUGAGCCUAUUAUCAGCCUUGCUACACAGUUGCAAUACCUCCAGACGCUUAAACGCAUACCUUUAAGCAGCACCGUUUUCAAUGGAAGCGCUGAUCUCUACGUUUUGCGACAUACUUCAGCCAAACAUGGUGAGGCAAUCAUUAUUGUAUCUAAUCCUCCUGAUGCUGUCAAGCCCGCUGGUUUUUACAUUACUGCAAGGUCUACCAACUACACCUGCUUCUCGGGAACAGUACAACAAUGUAGUGAGCAUAGUGCAGUCACUUCAAAUGCAGACAAUAAAGUAGUUGCAGACGCUGUGGCUGAAGCCAUGAGAAGUAACGUUGGACUAUAUGGUUCCACAGGCAUGGUGUCCGACGUACUCAAUGGACAUUACCAAAACGAUACUAAACUUGUGGACGCCUUGUUUACUAAUCCUCUGUGUUCAGAUUAUGAUACCUAUCCUGUCAAAGGAAACGUCAUUUACCCUUAUACAAGAGCCACAUGGUCUAUUCUGGCAAUUAUCUGGGCUAUUCUCUUGAUUAUCAUUUGGGCUAUUGGUGCUUAUUUAAUUGGCUAUACAAUUGAAGUCUUUUGUCAUUUGACACAAUACGGAAACCUGUUACCUCAAAUCAUCAGUAAUUCGGCCAUUUUUGUUGAUGAACAAAGGGGAGAAGUGGUCAAACAGGAGAUGUUUCUUAAUUGGGAAAAGGUUGAACUUAUUGCCCACAAGGAAAGCUCUGUGGAGAUAGAAGUGGAUCCGCCCCAGGCAGAAGAACAACAACAUACACAUGAUCAUCCUGAUCAUGAUCAUGGUUAUGUUGUGACGACAGAAGAGCUUCCAGCAUAAAUGUAUAUUUAACUCUUUAAUACUCUUUACUAUUUUAUAUUAUAAAAAUUAUAAAAAUUAUUUUCCUAAUUAAUACACAACAAUAAACAAACUUAAUCUCUUGGAUCGUUAUAAACCCAUAAUCCGCAGUCAUCACAGUCUUGCUGUAUUUCA